AUGUCGCGAGUGGACGCCGCCUUUGUGUUGCUAGAUAGUCUUUCAUCGGGAGCCGAUGAUGUUGCAGAUGCCGAGGUGAAGCUAAAGAAGCUUGUCAGGGCAAUGGACGUGGACGAAGUUUCCGCUUUCGUGGACAAGGCGUACAAGCUUGCAAUUGAUGUUCAAAUCAGCACACCGGUCAUCAGGAGAGCUCUAGAGGACCUUGCCGAGAUGAAUCUGACGACGGUCUCGUCACUCAAUCAGGCAGUCAAAAAUCUGGAGGAAAUGGUGGCGAGUCUCAUAGCAGAGAAGAAAAGCCGUGACGAGCAAGUGCUCCUGGGGCAGGUUGCCUACAUCCUGGAUGAGGUGGCAACUGAAUUCGUAUUCCGCGGUGACAAAUGGCCCCGCAGCUGCAGCAUCGGCACCCUACUCAACAAGGCUGUGAACAAUGAGCUGACACAGGGCCAGAUGCAGCGCUGGCAUCAGUUGCAGUCCUACCUGUCACGGCAGGGCUGGACGAUUUCAGACCUGGUGGGCAAGUCAGGUGAGCUGUGCUCCCUGCGGUACCCACGUGCCCACAGCUCCCAGCAGCAGCAAGAGGAGACAACACUCGAUAUGAUCAAGGCAUGGGUUGACAAGUACCACGGCGGUGACACUGACAUGCACCAGCUCGUACAGCUGGUUUCCAAGUUCACUGUGCCCAACAAGCCACUCUGCAAAAGCCCAACCUCCUGCAACAUCAUAGAAAAUAUGCUUUACGAGUCAUAA
Molecule: messenger RNA, 747 nt
Organism: Volvox carteri f. nagariensis
Lineage: Eukaryota; Viridiplantae; Chlorophyta; Chlorophyceae; Chlamydomonadales; Volvocaceae
Exons: 1
Coding region: 1-747 (248 amino acids)
Source: RefSeq, a predicted model, not a curated record